Messenger RNA from Camellia sinensis, 654 nucleotides. NCBI's taxonomy places the organism in Eukaryota, Viridiplantae, Streptophyta, Magnoliopsida, Ericales, Theaceae. The record is from RefSeq and is a predicted model, not a curated record.
AUGUAUCUUUCUCCUGAAGUAGUUGUCGAUAAUAUUCAAGAGCCUCCCUCUGAUAUUUGGGCUUUUGGGUGUAUUGUGCUUGAGAUGCUAACGGGAAAGCCUCCGUGGGUUGGGAAGGAAGAUCUUGAUGCUGAGGUUCUUCUUCGUCAGAUUGGGGAAGGUCAUGAAUUGCCUAAAGUUCCGAGUGAGGUAUCAAAAGAGGGGAGGGAGUUUUCGAAGGUUUGUUUUGCGAGGAGGUCUAUGUAUAGAUCGACAGCUGAAAUGCUCUUGAAUCACUCAUUUGUAGAAGGGUUAGUUGAGGAUGAUGGAGAAAUUGAAGAGGGUGAAGAGAUUUUAGUUCCAGAUGAGGUUGGUUUGUCGUUUAUGUUAUACGAAACUGAUGAGGAGUGCAGUUAUUCCUCAUCUUCAGAUGAUUGUACCUUCGUAUCAGAAGAGUUCUUUCUUUCUUCUUGGUCAGACGAGGCAGAUGAGAUUGACACUCAAGAGUUUUCUGGUUUUGCCGAAGAAGGAAUGUUGGAAGAUCAAGAAAGCACGGACACUACAAGCUCUAUCAUUGCUCCUGCACUCGAUGAUGUAAUUAACAAGUCAAAACAGGUUUCAACAAAUACAAUGCAGCAGUGCCCCAUUACUUUUACCAUUCCAGCCGGUGUUUAG